Messenger RNA from Solenopsis invicta (red fire ant), 2608 nucleotides. Its product is annotated as gephyrin. Lineage: Eukaryota; Metazoa; Arthropoda; Insecta; Hymenoptera; Formicidae. Gene Ontology annotation, biological process: molybdenum incorporation into molybdenum-molybdopterin complex; Mo-molybdopterin cofactor biosynthetic process. The transcript has 12 exons. The coding region runs from base 423 to 2450 and encodes 675 amino acids. Gene Ontology annotation, molecular function: molybdopterin molybdotransferase activity. The record is from RefSeq and is a predicted model, not a curated record. Gene Ontology annotation, cellular component: cytoplasm; cytosol.
UUUUUUCUAAUCAAACAACCCAUUUAAAUUUUUAAAAAAUUUUAUUCUUUUUAUUGUAAAAAUAAUUCUUUUUUUUUUUUUUAAUUGAUUAGUGUGUUCCAGCCUAAUAUGUUCUAAAAAUUUAAAUGAUGAAUUUAGCAGACUCCUUGUAAGAAAUACACGAGACUGAAUUCGUUAUUUAGACUACGACUACGGUAUAUUCUAUGUCCAAAACAAACCUGACGUUCGAUUAUAGUCAAUAUUAAGGAAAAGGGAAAAAAUGUAAACAAUUCGUCAUAGCAAGACUUCUCCGUAAACUAGUUCGACGGCUAGAGAUAAUCUAACCGACGCGUGAUAGUUGUGACAAAACAUUUGUACGAAGCACUCGAAUCUCAUAGUUAUCUGCAUAACGCAAAACAGUAUUAUUAAAAGGAAGAAUCAAAAUGACAAUCAACUUUGGAAUUAUAAAACUAUGUCAACAGGAUACAGUUGAUGUAAAUGUAGACGAAUUUGCUGAAGAUGUAAUAAUAAAUAUGAAUAAUAUGGAAAUGUCUGAUGUGAUUAAGGCAAACUCAGAGACUGACAUAAUGAACAAGCUACUUUUUGCGUGCAAUGAAAAUAAAAGUGAUGUUAUUUUCAUUAUCGGUAGCAUUGAGCCUGUAGACAGACAUUUUAUAGCUGAAGCAAUUAAAAAUGUUAGCAAUAGCAAAAAACUUUCUAAACAAGUGGCAAAGUUGAUAUUAAACCUAGAAACGAAACUGAACGAGAUUAUGCCACAUAAAACUAUAUGUGGAAUAAGAAAUCAAACACUAAUCAUUGAUUUGUCUGGCCCGUACAAAUAUCCAGGAAUAUGUAUCGAAACAAUUGCAAAUAUAAUACUAGAAUUGAUACAUUUGAUAGGUAUCGACAAAGAAAACGUUUUGCCGUACAAUGUUGCAUCUACUUCUAGUAAUAAUUUUACAGAGCAGAAAAAAGUUAAGACUGCUGGCAAGCGGCGCAAAACACCCACUUCGCCUGAUUUAUUAUUGCUUAACGCGUCUUCGACCAAACGCCACAAGGAAACGCACAAGGAAACCACAUUUCCUAUUAUGCCUUUAAAAGAUGCAUAUUUCAAGAUGAAUGACGUAAUAACGAAGAAUUUAACGGAAAACUUUACAAAAGCGACUUGUGAAACAGUGCGACUAAGUGACGCUUAUGGCAGAGUAUUGUCGCAUGAAAACAUAAAAGCCAUGUGUAACGUGCCACCAUUUCAAGCUUCCACUAAGCAUGGAUACGCAAUACUAGCAACUGAGGGGAAAGGUUUGAGAAAGGUGGAUGUAGAAAAUACGUUUCCGCCGGUUUCACUUAAACCUGGGACAUGCGUGUGGGUGAAAAGUGGAGCGCCAAUUCCCGAUGGAGCAACGGCAGUUAUACAAGUAAAGGAUACAAAGCCAGUAAAAAAUUCCAAAAGCAGUGACGAUACAUAUAUUGAAAUAAUGGUUAUACCACAAAUUGGACAAAAUAUUAAACCGAUUGGUUACGACUUAAAGAAAGGAAAAGAUCUUGGAAUUUCUUCACACACGCGUAUUGGCCCAACAGAGAUUGCACUUUUGGCAGCUGCUGGUUACAAAGAAGUCACAGUCUUUAAAAAUACACUCAAUAUAGGGGUACUAUCUAUUGGAGAUCACUUAAAAGACCCUACGGAGCCUUUAGUACCAGGAUUUAUGUGUGAUGUUAAUCGAAUAACUCUAAUUUCAUUAUUAAAAGAACAAGGUUUCCAUGCCCUGGAUUUCGGAAUUGUGAAUAAUGAAAUGGCGCCUAUACAGCACAAAAUCGAGGAAGCUUUAAAGAAAGUAAAUGUACUUGUGACAACAGGCUCGACCAAUGAUAGAGAUUUGAUGAAACCAAUUUUGGAGAAAUGUGGAGCCGAUAUAAGUUUUGGAAACGUAAAUAUUAAACCGGGAAAGUCAACGAUAUUUGCAACGUGCAAAAUUGAUGAUGUGACCAAAUACUUGCUGUGUCUGUCGGGAAAUCCGGUAACCGCUCGCAUUACCGCGCAAUUAUUUCUUUUACCUCUUGUGAACACAUUGUGCUACAACUUUAAAACGGAUUAUAAUUGCCUAAUAAAAUCAGUUAAAUUAAAACGGCAAUACACCUUGCACAGUCGUCCUAGAUUUGCAUGGACGAUUUUGGAGUGGCAAAAGACAGGAGUAAUGAGUUUUAGAAAGGAAAAUGCCUGCAGUGAUAAGCUGAUUACCGCUGCAAGCGCCAAUGCACUUGUAUCGCUACCGGAUAAGGAAACAGGACUUUUACCUGAAUCAAAUGUGAGAGCUCUACUUGUCAAGUUUCCUAAAAAAUGCAAUGAUAAAAAUCUUGUUGACCCGGAAAGUCAUACUGAGAGACCUAGUAAGAAGAGAUCUAAUAACACAUCUAGUAAGGAACUACUUAAAGAUAUAUUUAAAAAAGAAAAUGAUGCACCUACUUUCGAUUAAUUAUAAAAAAUAAUUUGAAAUAGAUUUGGAUGCAUUGCACAUUGUUUUAAAGUGAUCUUCUUAGCAAAGAUAUUGAAAAAUGUAAUCGUUAAAUACAUUUGUAUUUUUAACUAUUUGAUCAUAAAUAUAAUAAUUAAAUAAUACUUAGCUUAAACGCA